Suricata suricatta (meerkat) is the source of this 966-nucleotide messenger RNA. Its product is annotated as adhesion G protein-coupled receptor E2-like. The transcript is spliced from 4 exons. The record is from RefSeq and is a predicted model, not a curated record. Gene Ontology annotation, molecular function: G protein-coupled receptor activity. Bases 497 to 814 code for a protein of 105 amino acids. Gene Ontology annotation, biological process: cell surface receptor signaling pathway; adenylate cyclase-activating G protein-coupled receptor signaling pathway. NCBI's taxonomy places the organism in Eukaryota, Metazoa, Chordata, Mammalia, Carnivora, Herpestidae. Gene Ontology annotation, cellular component: membrane.
AUUGUUGUGGUUUCCUGAAGGUCAAUUUAGCAUUGUUUCUGAUGACCUUCUGGAUUUUGCAAAGCAAACUGUCUUCCCUCAACAGUGAUGUGUCCACCCUUGGGAAUACAAGGGUCUUCUGAGGAAACCAAGAGGAAAGAAAUGUCAUUAUCCUUUCCAGUCGGAAGAACUGGCACUCUGGCCGAAAUGUUCUGUCCAUUUCCAACCCCAGCUUGUAACUUCCUUCAGCAACAGGAAAAAUUGACAUUGGUCACCAAACGUUCUUUGGAUUUUGCCAGCAAUCCUAUAACGAAUGUGCGGAGAAUAUUGAUGUUGCCACGGAGCACUUAGAAAAACCUGUGACUGUUUCCACAGCCCAGCCUCCACUUGCACACCCUGCCUCAGUUCAGGCUCCCUCUCACCCCUAUUCCAUUCCUUUCUCUGGAGAAAAAUCUUAGUCAAGGUCAAAUCUUCUGGGAGGCCAGAGCAAUCCUUUGUUCCAGCAACCUUUGUGCAGAUGAUGCUGACAUUUAAAGCAAUUGCUCAGCUCUUCAUCCUGGGAUGCACGUGGUGUCUAGGCAUGCUGCAGGUGGGGCCAGCCGCCCACGUCAUGGCUUACCUCUUCACCAUCAUCAACAGCCUACAGGGUGUCUUCAUCUUCCUGGUCUACUGCCUCCUCAGCCAGCAGGUCCGGGAGCAGUACAGGAAAUGGUUCAGAGGGAUCAGGAAAGCCAAAACCGACUCUGAGAAGUACAUGCUCUCAAGCACAACUAUGUCUGAUUCCUCUAAACCCAGCAUGGUAAGAUCACAUAUUGCUCCCACAGCACCUCACUAACUGAUCUGCUUGAGCACCAUAUGCCCAUCUCACUGAACCACUUUAUGAUGCCCUAGAGUGGCUCAGUCUUGGUUUGCUAUUUGACUCCUUGACUACCAGCAAUGGUCUGUUUUUAAAGGUUUGUUUAAAAUUAUAUUUCCCUCUUACUCCUC